AUGGAUUCGCUCCCGGUUCUGGGAUAUUGGAAAAUCCGCGGGGUAUAUUACUGUUGUUCGAUUCUUUAAUGACGGUUAUCACGGUUUCCCUUGAUUGUCCUCUUUAGAUGCAUUAAUUCUAGUAUCCCUGUUCUUUGCGGGCAAUUUUUGACUACUAAUAUGUUAUCAGUCUCACUUGGUUGAUCGUGCAUGUCCGCUUAGACUCAUAAUUUUGCGGAUACGUUAGCGCCUUUAUGCUGCAGUUAAUGAGUCGAUCUGUGUUCUUUGGUUUUACAGACUGAUUUGGCGAUGUAUCAUCGCCUUUCCUGAUUUCACGUAUGAAAAUUGUUCACUGUGCUCACGUUAGACUAAAAAGCCGAGCGUCUGCGCCAGAAUGUACAUGAAAUCAAUCGGGUGGUAUUGCCAGACCCAGCCCUUGUGAUCAUACUGAUCCCAGCUGACUGAACGAGGAAUCUGCGUUAGUGAUGUUUACAUCGUACAAUUAUUUAAGGCAGUUGUAUUUUUUGGGGUCAGGUGCAAAUAAUGCUAUCGUUUGUUCCCACUUACCGUAGGUUUUCACUGGGUCCCUUAAAUCUGCAAAUGACUAAGUUUCUUUGUUUCACGUUUCAGUUGGCCCAAGCCAUCCGUCUCCUCUUCCACUAUUUGGGUCAAGAAUACGUCGAGGAGUUAUAUGAGGCCGGCGGACGUAAUUUAUCGCUAUUUGUUAUAUUUUUCAGCUCCCGAUUUCUCUAGAGAACCAUGGCUUAAACAUAAAUUCAACAAAGGUCUCGACUUUCCUAACGUAAGCCGACUUCACACACGCCACACUUGGUUAGCUGCCGUACUUAGUCGAUGACGGAUUCAAAAUCACACAGUCCGGUGCUAUCUUGGAGUAUGUGGCUGACAAGCAUGGAAUGCGUGAGUUGCUCACUGUCGUUUCUCUGUAGUAUCCAUAGCUUUGCUUGGCAUUUUGACCGGACCUCUAUUGACUCAUAUGUAGCUUUAUGUUGGUUUCCAUGCCAGUUGUCUUGCUGGUGGCUGCGUCUGUAAUCUUUAAAGAUUGUUGGCCUCCAGGGUUUCAGCACAAAUAUCGGCGAAGCGAUCUCGUUAUUUAUUUUUCGUCAACAUCGAUUAAGUUGAGAGUAUCCCGGCAACAUUGAUACCGGUAACUUCAGUGGCUCAAGUUUGUUGGGAUAUCUGUCUAGCAGUUGUUGACUUUUAUGACGUCCCUCCGUUUAAGUCUGUCUCAUACGAUUUCUGCCUUUAGGGAUGCGGUUUUGCUACUUGUACUGUUGAUCUAGGUGGGGAACCGUAGACGAUUAUGGUUAGUAGUUGUUGGGUGGCUUGUUUCAUUUUACGUUUUCUUUUUAAUGCCUAUGUUCAAAAGAGUAUUCCUAACUGUCCUCAUGUUUUCGACCCGUAACGCUCUCCUUUUAAUCAUAGUCCCGACUUCUGCAAAGGAACGUGCUGUCUUGCACAUGUUACAGAACGAAUUGUCUGACUUCAGAGCAAGUUAUGCUCGCCUUGUCUACAACCCUGACUUUGUAAGUUUUUCGCAUUGCUCUAACGCGCGUUGUACAAUAGUGAUGUUUCUGGCCAGGUGCCGGUUUUUCUUGUGUCAUUGUUUUCCAUCCAUGCAUAAAUCACUACAUCGACCACUUGUAUUAAAGCGGCAUUUUGUUUUGGUAGAGCAAGCUUAAACAAGGGUUCUUGGAUGAGUUGCCUCAAAAGCUUCGAUUGUGGUCCAACUACUUAGGCGACAAACAAUGGCUGACUGGUGACAAGGUAAUUGGCAACUCUCUUCUUUCUGCCCGCGUCAGUCUUGUUUUUCGUUGCCACUGCAUUGAGAUGGUGGCAAUUAAUGCUUUAUUCAUUUCAGUGAUUUUCUUAGCAUACUGCGUUUUUCGCGUGCAGAACUUCAUCUAUAUUCCGUUUAUCGACUCUAGUUUUGAAUGCUCUGCCACUUUUCUGAAUCGGGCUUUGUUAAGUGAACCUACACGCAGCCGCAGGGGAUAGUUAAUGGGCUGGCUCUCUUCUGAGGAACGUUGCAGGGGACUGGAAAAAAAAGUAGAUUGGUGCAGGCAGCCUUCCAAGCAAUUACUUUACUAAUCGCUUUAGGGUUCCCUCUCAAUGCGACAAUGGCGGGAAAAUGUUGAGCUUUGCUGAUGAUGUCGGACAGGCUGUCAACGACGUCCUCCCGACAUCUCCGCAAAUAUUCAGUCACGUGGUGUUCGGAGGCCGGUUGUACAGCCAAUCAGGUUGACCAUAUUCUAGUCAGCUCGAGACCCCAUAACUGGGUACAUAAUAGCGAAUAGGUACGUGGUAGUUAAUGGUAUUUUCUCGGUACUGAACUACCAUGUGCAAUGUACACGGUGACUUCCUGAAAACUGUCAAGGUCGUAGGCUUUCUCAUAUUAAGUCCAUUUCUCCAAGGAGUCUUCUCCAACCAGCAGCGUCGCGCGACCUUCCUCUGCAAGAGAAAAUCACAGGCGCAGUAUUAGGCUGCGGAACAAUGCGUCUAUAAAGACGUCCUAGGACUGUUGCCUAGGCCCGAAGGGUAGUUAGGUGGGUGUGGGAAGACAAGGUUGUUCCUAAUGGCCGGCAUUCUGCCAUCUCUUGACUUGUCAUAAAGGAAAUUAUACGUGGUGUGAGAAAGACGGCGUCUUAAUUCGCAUUUCUGUAAAGGUCUUCGUCAUUUGUUAUCCUUUGGCGAUGCUGGAAUAUGUGUGACUCGAGGACGCGGCCCCCUUAAGCCGUUUUUCAUGGUGGUUGUGGAUGAUCCCACAAAAUGUUCACACUAGCUCUUUGCUGAACUUCGCGAUGGCCUUCGGUGUGCGACAACCAUUUACCUCGUCAAAUUCGUCGCAGUGUUAGAUUCAGUUAACCGUGGGCUCCUAUGGUUGAGAAUCGCGCUGGGCGAUAUUGCGGCAGCAAUUACGGCUGUGAACAAGGCCUGCCAUUGCACCACUGCUGCGUGGACUCCGCUCAGCAACAGCCUGACUUGCAAGGUCCUCGAGAGGAUCCCACGCGGUUUCAGUGGUGUCCAGUUGUUAUCGGGACGCUACCGGACUGACAUAAACUGCGCUAACUAUAUUGGCUUGUCAGCGCCAAGCUGUAAUGGCUUACAGAAAGUUGUGUCGUGGGCACUUUGGGUCGCCAAAUCAGUCGGUCUAUCUUUAAGUGCUGGAUAAAUUGAAUCUUCUCGAACUGCGUCUUUAGUUAGACGGCUUUAAAUAUGUUGGGGUGAAGUUGUCUCCAGGAGGUCAGGGUAAGGCCUGAUCUGCUGGAUCCACAGAGUGGUCAAUUGACCGUGUAUUCGAUAGUUAUGCAUUUAAUGUGCUCACCUCUGUCCCUUAAUUAUCAAGUAUUUCCUAGGAGCUAGGUCCCCUUCAUCUUCCGGCUUCCACCUGCCCUGUUUGUCACUAGCUUUUGCGAGCAUGCGAACCUGGGAACCAAUUAAGUGUCACCAACGUCUUACGGCUAGGAACACAACGGAUAGUUAGCAGAAACCAAGUGUCCGAGGAAUUAGAGGCCCCAAACAAGCAAAGUGGUAAAACAACCUCUGGAAAUUCAUAUCACCGACUGUGUCGGUAAAAGCACUUCGCAGAUCCUUCGCCUCAGCACGAACGUCCAUAUUCUUAUGUUACCGUUUUUCGGUCAACGCAGAUUCAAUACCCGGAUUUCAAUCUCUAUGAUUUUUUGGAUGCACUAAGGAACCUGGAGCCCUCUUGUCUAAAGGAUUUUCCAAACCUUCAACGGUAUAUGGAACGGUUUGAGGUUAGUACAGGUUUUACUUACCAAUAUUUGUUGCGUGACUCAUAGAAAUAGAUGUCACGUUGUUUCUGUGUUCUUUACCCAAAGAUAAAUCUGCAGAGCGAGUUAAGUGUCCGUCCUUUCAAUGGCGCUUAAACGACCUAUCUGCGUGACGUCCAGAGACCCUCACGAUCGCGCAAUUUGGUCUGCAGCUAAUGCCGCCAGAGACUAAAUUACUGCGCCCUGUUUUCUUUUGUGCGGGAUUAUAAAUGUUUGGGGCUGGUAUCCAGCCCUACGAUUUAUCUAUAAAACAGCGAUGUUCUUGUCCUGCUUCUGAUGGCCCAUUUCUAAGUUGCAUGUACAGGGAGCGUAUGUACCUACGAAUGCAGGAAGCUAGUAGGAUCAAUUCCGUAGUCAAUGAUAAUCGUGCACUGUCUUAUUUCGGGACCUACACCCAAUCCGAAUGUGCUCUGGUAUUUAAACUUGUGUCCUCUCUCCAUUCACGUUGUUUUGCGGCCUCUUGUUACUCCAGCUUUGCAUAUAAAACUUGCAGCUAUUGGGUUUUCUAACUAGUGCCUUUUUCUAUCACCCUCACUGAUGUCUUUUCUUUCAGGAUUUGGAUAAAAUCAAGGAAUUCCAGAAGUCGGAUGCAUACAUAGCCCGUCCGUUCAACAAUACUGUUGCCGCCUGGCGUGGUGAUGCUUAA
Spirometra erinaceieuropaei is the source of this 4437-nucleotide messenger RNA. Lineage: Eukaryota; Metazoa; Platyhelminthes; Cestoda; Diphyllobothriidea; Diphyllobothriidae. The record is from the annotation of a GenBank genome assembly.